Messenger RNA from Ciona intestinalis (vase tunicate), 1474 nucleotides. NCBI's taxonomy places the organism in Eukaryota, Metazoa, Chordata, Ascidiacea, Phlebobranchia, Cionidae. The record is from RefSeq and is a predicted model, not a curated record.
GGAUGACAAGCAAUAAUUAUGCUUACAUUGAUGCGGUAAAGACAUCAGAUGGAACUGGCUGGGAAUGGAGCACAACACAUGACAAGUUUUAUUUUAGAACAACUCCGCGUGGUGAUGAUGAAAACCGGUUUAAGGAAAAUGGAAUGCAUAACUACUGGCAUCCACAACAUCCAAGUACAGGAAGUACAGCAGUAUUAGGAACAGGAGCUUUUUCAUGGUAUUGGAUUUCUGUUGAUCCGUCGACUGUUGGUCAUUACAUUUGUCAAAUUCCAGUCACAUUAGAAUACUUCAAAAGAAGUCAAUAUAUGUUUUCUCCAUUCACUGCAAAUCAUGCUGGUGCAAAAUCUGCAUGUGUUGGAAUGGGUGGUCACCUUGCAAUUAUACCGGAUGCAGAAACUCAAACUUUUAUUCACACUAAAGGAGCUGCUUACAAGAGUGCAGGAAAAUGGAUGACAAGCAAUUAUACUGCAUACAUUGAUGCAGUGCAGACCUCAGAUGGUUGGAAAUGGAAUAAAACACACGACAAGUUUUAUUUUAAGACAACUAUGAGGCGAGGCGGUCAAAACAUUCAAAAUGGAAAAUACAACAAUUGGCACAAAUACCAGCCAAAUAUUGGAGAAUAUGCUGUUGUUGGGGCUAAUUUAGGAUUUUAUAAUUGGAGCUGGAUAUCGGUUCAUGCCUCAACUGUGGCUCAUUAUAUUUGUCAAAUAACAGUUGAUUUGGGAAUCUACAAACAAAGCUUAUAUACUUUCCCCCCAUUACCUUUGAAUCACAUUGAUGCAAAAUCAGCGUGUGUUAAAUUGGGUGGUCACCUUGCAAUUAUACCAGAUAAUGAUACUCAAACCUUCAUUCAAACUAAAGGAGCUGCUUACAAGAAGGCGGGAACAUGGUUAACAAGAAGCAAUGAUGCUUACAUUGAUGCAGUAAAGACAUCAGAUGGAACUGGUUGGGAAUGGAGCACAACACAUGACAAGUUUUAUUUUAGAACAACUCCAAGUGGACAAACCAGUGCCUCCAUUACUAAUGGAAAGUUUAACAACUGGCAUAUAUAUCACCCUAAUUAUGGGAAACACUCAGUGAUUGGUUCCAAUCUUGGUGUUUUUGCAUGGAGUUGGAAGUCUGCUUCAUCAUCAACAGUAGCUCAUUACAUUUGUCAGACUGCAGGUGAUACUCCUUGCUUAAAACGUUUGUAUGUAAUAGUAUUGUUUUUAUUCCCAGCCACAAUGGAGUAUUACAACGGGAAUUACUUCAUUUUUUCUUCUCAAACUGGAAGUCAUAUUGAUGCAAAAUCAGCAUGUGUUGAAUUGGGUGGUCACCUUGCAAUUAUACCAGAUAAUGAUUGUUAUCGCAAGAUAUACGUGAAUAUGUUUAGUUAACUUUAAGUUCGAACCUACUUUGUUACCCGCAUUUGAUUUACCGUUAAUCGUAUAUAAGUUCAAUGAAGCGUGCUGUAUUUGCGUUCGUGCGUUUAAGU